Teleopsis dalmanni is the source of this 1362-nucleotide messenger RNA. Its product is annotated as girdin-like. The coding region runs from base 1 to 1362 and encodes 453 amino acids. NCBI's taxonomy places the organism in Eukaryota, Metazoa, Arthropoda, Insecta, Diptera, Diopsidae. Gene Ontology annotation, molecular function: microtubule binding; dynein light intermediate chain binding. Gene Ontology annotation, biological process: cytoplasmic microtubule organization; cytoskeleton-dependent intracellular transport. The transcript has 6 exons. Gene Ontology annotation, cellular component: centrosome; cytoplasm. The record is from RefSeq and is a predicted model, not a curated record.
AUGAGUGGCGCAGCAAAUCCCAUGGAAAUUGACGAAUUCAUUAACGGAGCACUUGUGUCAUGGUUGGAGUCAUGUUUACCGCGCCCAGAAAUACUUACAGGCUAUUCUUCCCUGUUAGAUGGAAGUAUAGUACACAGCGUUUGGUUGCAAAUCGAUCCAGAACCACAAAAUCAUCUCAAUGAUCUACAUACACUAACCGGAAUAACACUGUGUAUAGCACGUGCUAAGAAUUUUGAAUGCAUAGUUCGGAAUUUAAAAUCUCUGUUUGAAGAGGAAUUUAAUCAAACUAUACUUGUGCUUCCUGAUUGCUUUACAUUAGGUUAUUAUCCUGAAACGAAGCAUGGCUUAGAGCAAAUGAAAAUAUUAUUAACUUUAUUGCUUGGUGCUGCUGUGCAGUGUCCAAAUAAAGAGCUUUUUAUUGCAAGAAUAAAAGAAUUGGAUGUGGAUAUUCAGCAUGCAAUUGUCGAACUCAUUAAGCAGGUGACUGAUAAUCAUAGCUUGGUGCUGACAGAAGAAUCUAUUGAUCUACUAACACCAACUGUUAUGUAUAAUCAUAUACUUCGUCUAACAAAGGAGCGUGAUAAUAUGUAUAUGAAAUGGAUAUCAUCUAUAUGUACAGAGCCAGAUGUAAAUAUGUCCUCAUGUGUGGAUGGAAAUGCUAGUUUACCGCUGUCACCAUCAAGUAGCUUGAAAUCUUCCUGUACACCAUCUUCUUCCAAUUCAGAAAGCAAUCAUUUGGCUGUUGAAUUAGCUGAUUUGAAAUCUAAACUGCGGAAGUUGAGACAAGAAUUGGAAGAAAAGGCGGAGAGCCAGUUGGAAUUGCGUGAAGAAUUGGAACACAAAAGCGCACAAUACGAAAAACUUAGAUCUGAGAGUCAGGAAUGGUAUGCAGAAGCUAAACGUGCAGCAGCUUAUCGCGAUGAAGUUGAUGUGCUGCGAGAACAUGCUGAGCGUGCAAAUAGGCUUGAGAUCGAAGUGCAAAAAUUUCGUGAAAAAUUAACCGAUGCUGAAUUUUACAAAACUCGUGUUGAAGAAUUAAGAGAAGACAACCGCAUGUUAUUAGAAACAAAAGAAAUGUUAGAAGACCAAUUACAACGGUCACGUAAGCGUUCUGAACAUGUUAUGACGCUCGAAUCUGAAAUAAUUAAAUAUAAACAAAAACUUAAUGACAUGGCAUUGGAGCGUGAUGUCGAUCGUUCAAAGUUGGAAGAACUAUUAGAAGAAAAUACACAACUGCAAUUAGUGGCCAAAAAUUUGAACACAACUCAAGAAAUUGAUAAAUCAUUUUCGGACAAUGAAGACGAAUGUAAUUCAGGCGAUAACAGUUUAUCUGAACAAUUGACAAAUAAUGCACAGGUUUAA